This is a messenger RNA of Protomyces lactucae-debilis, 2300 nucleotides long. Its product is annotated as P-loop containing nucleoside triphosphate hydrolase protein. Bases 90 to 2171 code for a protein of 693 amino acids. The transcript has a single exon. Gene Ontology annotation, biological process: mitotic DNA replication checkpoint signaling; DNA replication initiation. NCBI's taxonomy places the organism in Eukaryota, Fungi, Ascomycota, Taphrinomycetes, Taphrinales, Protomycetaceae. Gene Ontology annotation, molecular function: DNA replication origin binding; ATP binding; ATP hydrolysis activity. The record is from RefSeq and is a predicted model, not a curated record. Gene Ontology annotation, cellular component: nuclear origin of replication recognition complex.
GUCUGACGACAAUACUCGCCAGCCAGCUGCAAACUCCCUCUAUCUGUGCAAUAGUCCAUGCUGCUUCACGCUUGUUACUGCUGGGACGUAUGACUGCGAGUCUUCCCACUCGGUCGCCACCAGAAUGGCAAGGUGACCCUAUAGGUCAGUAUAAUGAGCAAGUCAGGAAAAAUCAGACAAAGACCCACGCGAGCUAUGCGGCGGUGCGGGUCAAUUCUGUGACUGUCUCUAUCGGGGACUUUGUCAAAGUGAAUCUACUUCAUGGCAUACGUAUUUGUCUGGUCCUCAUGCUCUGGGAAGACCGGAAGACCGACCGGCCCGUCACCUGCAUGGCAAAAGUGAUGUGCUUUGCUGACGGCGAAGACUCGGAAUUACUGAUGACAACCCGAGAGGUGGAAGUCAAGGUCGAUCGGAUACAUCAUAAGGUUCAGGUCCUCAGCUACAAGGCCUAUCAUAAAGCCAACCAAUCAGAGGAUCACACGAUCUACUAUUGUCAACGUGGGGUUGAAGAACGCCUAAGCUGCAUGACCAAAGCGAUUGAUUUAGACAAGGUCUUUUCAAACUCAGAUCCCGGCUCUCUGCUCAAAUUGGCAAGACGAUUGAUUGAAGAGGCCCUUGAGAAUGAUAAGUCUACCAGAAAGGUCAGAAUGGCAAAAAAUACCACAAGGACGAGCCGGACCGCUUUCAAAAAUGUCGACGACACAUACUCGGCCUCGUCAAGUGAGUUUGAGGAUGCAUCGACCUCAGCAGCAGAAACAUCUGAAGACGAUUUGGCCCCCAUCACACCUCGCAAACGAAAGCGAACGAAUGUAAUUACGCCCAAAUCAGAACGUGUCAGAACGCCCGGAAGUCGUUCUCAUCGAAUCAUGGCUCCGUUAGAGGUUGAGCCACUACCGUCUCGAACCGCGAGAGCCGAGGAUGAGCAAAACUUGACACCCCAUCAGUUGGCUCGUCAGCGUCUGCACGUCGCGGAAGUGCCAGUGUCACUACCGUGCAGGGAAAGCGAAUUUGCCAAUAUCUAUACACAGGUGGAGUCUGCCAUUAUUGACAACGACAGUGCUCUGUUGUAUAUUUCGGGUACUCCAGGAGCUGGUAAAACUGCAACCGUCCGGGAAGUGGUGGCGGCCUUGCAAGAAAGCGUUCGCAAUAAGGAGUUGUAUCCUUUCAAGUUUGUUGAGAUCAAUGGCAUGAAAAUCCCAGACCCAGCACAGGCCUAUGCACGACUAUGGGAAUCCCUGACAGGCCAACGGGUAACGGCCCAACACGCUUUAUCUUUGCUACAAGAGUAUUAUUCCAAAGAAAAUCCCACCGGUAUGUCGUGCGUCGUGCUGAUGGAUGAGCUGGACCAGUUGACCACAACAAAGCAAGAGGUUAUGUAUAACUUCUUCCAGUGGCCGAGUAUGCCGAACACGCGAUUAAUCGUCAUUGCCGUUUCCAACACCAUGGAUUUGCCUGAAAGGUUUCUUGCUCACAAAGUGGCUUCUCGCCUUGGCUUGUCACGGAUUGCGUUUCCCUCGUACACUCGGGAACAGCUCAACAAAAUCAUCACCUCUCGUCUGCAAAGUGUUUCCGGAAUGGAAAUUGAUGCAGCGGCCAUCGACUUUGCUUGUCUCAAAGUUGCAAGCGUCUCUGGAGACGCACGCAGGGCAUUGGACAUCUGCCGCAGAGCGUUCGAACUAGCUGAGGCGCAAUUGACAGCUCAGAACGACGGAGACUCCGGAUCCAGAGGUCGGUCAGACAAUAUUUCUCAGCCUGUCGCAUCGGCCGGACGCAUCACGAUGCAAGUGAUUCGUGAGGCGAUUCGCCUCAUGACGACUUCUCCGCUGCAGAAUUACUUGACAGCAUUGCCGUUGCUGGCGAAACUCUUCCUGAAGGCUCUUUUGGCAUGUGUUAGACGAUCUGGUCUGGCAGAGAACACGCUUGGUGAUAUUACCGAGGACGCAUCGAGGUUGUGCAAAGUCAAUACACGACGAGAGCUUGAAUUGAUUAUGGGAAAUACUGGCUUGCAGCCGUAUGCCAUGAUGGAGACAGCGCGGUCUUUGAGCACAGCAGGCAUCAUUUACUUAGAGUCCUUCGUCUCGGAGAAACACUGCCGUGUGAGGCUCAAAAUACCGGAGUCUGACCUUGUCGGGUUUGUUGAAACUGAUGCCGAUGUUAGGACAAUCACAUGAGUGAUAUCUGGCAAGUAAGCUGUUCUGUGAUUGAAUUCUUCACAAACUAUAUAUUUGCCAAAGGCGACCUUUUCUAUAUUCGUUACUCAUUAGUGUCGUAGCUGCAUCUGUGUAGUAUCUUCUGCAAAU